Messenger RNA from Malaclemys terrapin pileata, 516 nucleotides. RefSeq names its product ubiquitin-conjugating enzyme E2 variant 1-like. Gene Ontology annotation, biological process: protein K63-linked ubiquitination; DNA damage tolerance. The record is from RefSeq and is a predicted model, not a curated record. The transcript has 3 exons. Gene Ontology annotation, cellular component: nucleus. Bases 1 to 516 code for a protein of 171 amino acids. Lineage: Eukaryota; Metazoa; Chordata; Testudines; Emydidae.
AUGGGAAACUGCACUUCUACCACUAGACCCCCUUUCAUUCCUGGAGUCUCACAAGGAUCAAUUCUCUGUCCUGUCCCAUUCAACAUCUACAUAGAGCCAGAUGACAUGGACUCAAGUGGCAGCAACAUGCAAAUGACAGCUCUAUCCAUCUUCACUUCAUAUGACCACUCAACUACCACCAAGAUGGCCCAGUGUUUGGAUGAGAUCAACUCAUGGAUGAACAGCAGCUGCAUAAAGCUGAAUACAAUUUAUGAAAACAGAAUAUACAGCCUUAAAAUAGAAAGUGCGCCUAAAUAUCCAGAAGCACCUCCAUUUGUAAGAUUUGUAACAAAAAUUAAUAUGACUGGAGUAAAUAGUUCUAAUGGAGUGGUGGAUCCCAGAGCCAUAUCAGUCCUAGCAAAAUGGCAGAAUUCUUAUAGUAUCAAAGUUGUUCUGCAAGAGCUUCGGUGUCUAAUGAUGUCUAAAGAAAAAAUGAAACUUCCUCAGCCACCUGAAGGACAAUGUUACAGCAAUUAA